AUCCGGGAGCAGACUGGAUGGCCAAUCCAGAGCCCCGAGAGACGCUUGGCUCUUUCUGUCCCUCCCUUCCUCUGACUGUACCUUGAUUUCGUAUUCUGAGAGGCUGUUGCUUAGCGGUAGCCCCUUGGUUUCCGUGGCAACGGAAAAGCGCGGGAAUUACAGAUAAAUUAAAACUGCGACUGCGCGGCGUGAGCUCGCUGAGACUUCCUGGACCGGGGACAGGCCAUGGGGUUUCUCAGAUAACUGGGCCCCUGAGCUGAGGAGGCCUUCACGCUCUGCUCUGGGUAAAGUUCAUUGGAACAGAAAGAAAUGGAUUUAUCUGCUGUUCGCGUUGAAGAAGUACAAAAUGUCAUUAAUGCUAUGCAGAAAAUCUUAGAGUGUCCCAUCUGUCUGGAGUUGAUCAAGGAACCUGUCUCCACAAAGUGUGACCACAUAUUUUGCAAAUUUUGCAUGCUGAAACUUCUCAACCAGAAGAAAGGGCCUUCACAGUGUCCUUUAUGUAAGAAUGAUAUAACCAAAAGGAGCCUACAAGAAAGUACGAGAUUUAGUCAACUUGUAGAAGAGCUAUUGAAAAUCAUUUGUGCUUUUCAGCUUGACACAGGUUUGCAGUAUGCAAACAGUUAUAAUUUUGCAAAAAAGGAAAAUAACUCUCCUGAACAUCUAAAAGAUGAAGUUUCUAUCAUCCAAAGUAUGGGCUACAGAAAUCGUGCCAAAAGACUUCUACAGAGUGAACCCGAAAAUCCUUCCUUGCAGGAAACCAGUCCCAGUGUCCAACUCUCUAACCUUGGAACUGUGAGAACUCUGAGGACAAAGCAGCGGAUACAACCUCAAAAGAAGUCUGUUUACAUUGAAUUGGGAUCUGAUUCUUCUGAAGAUACGGUUAAUAAGGCAACUUAUUGCAGUGUGGGAGAUCAAGAAUUGCUACAAAUCACCCCUCAAGGAACCAGCGAUGAAAUCAGUUUGGAUUCUGCAAAAAAGGCUGCUUGUGAAUUUUCUGAGACAGAUGUAACAAAUACUGAACAUCAUCAACCCAGUAAUAACGAUUUGAACACCACUGAGAAGCGUGCAACUGAGAGGCAUCCAGAAAAGUAUCAGGGUAGUUCUGUUUCAAACUUGCAUGUGGAGCCAUGUGGCACAAAUACUCAUGCCAGCUCAUUACAGCAUGAGAACAGCAGUUUAUUACUCACUAAAGACAGAAUGAAUGUAGAAAAGGCUGAAUUCUGUAAUAAAAGCAAACAGCCUGGCUUAGCAAGGAGCCAACAUAACAGAUGGGCUGGAAGUAAGGAAACAUGUAAUGAUAGGCAGACUCCCAGCACAGAAAAAAAGGUAGACCUGAAUGCUCAUCCCCUGUGUGAGAGAAAAGAAUGGAAUAAGCAGAAACUGCCAUGCUCAGAGAAUCCUAGAGAUACUGAAGAUGUUCCUUGGAUAACACUAAAUAGCAGCAUUCAGAAAGUUAAUGAGUGGUUUUCCAGAAGUGACGAACUGUUAGGUUCUGAUGACUCACAUGAUGGGAGGUCUGAAUCAAAUGCCAAAGUAGCGGAUGUAUUGGACGUUCUAAAUGAGGUAGAUGAAUAUUCUGGUUCUUCAGAGAAAAUAGACUUAUUGGCCAGUGAUCCUCAUGAGGCUUUAAUUUGUAAAAGUGAAAGAGUUCACUCCAAAUCAGUAGAGAGUAAUAUUGAAGACAAAAUAUUUGGGAAAACCUAUCGGAGGAAGGCAAGCCUCCCCAACUUAAGCCAUGUAACUGAAAAUCUAAUUAUAGGAGCAUUUGUUACUGAGCCACAGAUAAUACAAGAGCGUCCCCUCACAAAUAAAUUAAAGCGUAAAAGGAGAGCUACAUCAGGCCUUCAUCCUGAGGAUUUUAUCAAGAAAGCAGAUUUGGCAGUUCAAAAGACUCCUGAAAUGAUAAAUCAGGGAACUAACCAAAUGGAGCAGAAUGGUCAAGUGAUGAAUAUUACUAAUAGUGGUCAUGAGAAUAAAACAAAAGGUGAUUCUAUUCAGAAUGAGAAAAAUCCUAACCCAAUAGAAUCACUCGAAAAAGAAUCUGCUUUCAAAACAAAAGCUGAACCUAUAAGCAGCAGUAUAAGCAAUAUGGAACUCGAAUUAAAUAUCCAUAAUUCAAAAGCACCUAAAAAGAAUAGGCUGAGGAGGAAGUCUUCUACUAGGCAUAUUCAUGCGCUUGAACUAGUAGUCAGUAGAAAUCUAAGCCCACCUAAUUGUACUGAAUUGCAAAUUGAUAGUUGUUCUAGCAGUGAAGAGAUAAAGAAAAAAAAAUACAACCAAAUGCCAGUCAGGCACAGCAGAAACCUACAACUCAUGGAAGAUAAAGAACCUGCAACUGGAGCCAAGAAGAGUAACAAGCCAAAUCAACAGACAAGUAAAAGACAUGACAGCGAUACUUUCCCAGAGCUGAAGUUAACAAAUGCACCUGGUUCUUUUACUAACUGUUCAAAUACCAGUGAGCUUAAAGAAUUUGUCAAUCCUAGCCUUCCAAGAGAAGAAAAAGAAGAGAAACUAGGAACAGUUAAAGUGUCUAAUAAUGCCAAAGACCCCAAAGAUCUCAUGUUAAGUGGAGAAAGGGUUUUGCAAACUGAAAGAUCUGUAGAGAGUAGCAGUAUUUCAUUGGUACCUGGUACUGAUUAUGGCACUCAGGAAAGUAUCUCGUUACUGGAAGUUAGCACUCUAGGGAAGGCAAAAACAGAACCAAAUAAAUGUGUGAGUCAGUGUGCAGCAUUUGAAAACCCCAAGGAACUAAUUCAUGGUUGUUUCAAAGAUACUAGAAAUGACACAGAAGGCUUUAAGUAUCCAUUGGGACAUGAAGUUAACCACAGUCAGGAAACAAGCAUAGAAAUGGAAGAAAGUGAACUUGAUACUCAGUAUUUGCAGAAUACAUUCAAGGUUUCAAAGCGCCAGUCAUUUGCUCUGUUUUCAAAUCCAGGAAAUCCAGAAGAGGAAUGUGCAACAUUCUCUGCCCACUCUAGGUCCUUAAAGAAACAAAGUCCAAAAGUCACUUUUGAAUGUGAACAAAAGGAAGAAAAUCAAGGAAAGAAUGAGUCUAAUAUCAAGCCUGUACAGACAGCUAAUAUCACUGCAGGCUUUCCUGUGGUUUGUCAGAAAGAUAAGCCAGUUGAUUAUGCCAAAUGUAGUAUCAAAGGAGGCUCUAGGUUUUGUCUAUCAUCUCAGUUCAGAGGCAACGAAACUGGACUCAUUACUCCAAAUAAACAUGGACUUUCACAAAACCCAUAUCAUAUACCACCACUUUUUCCCAUCAAGUCAUUUGUUAAAACUAAAUGUAAGAAAAACCUGCUAGAGGAAAACUCUGAGGAACAUUCAAUGUCACCUGAAAGAGAAAUGGGAAACGAGAACAUUCCAAGUACAGUGAGCAUAAUUAGCCGUAAUAACAUUAGAGAAAAUGUUUUUAAAGAAGCCAGCUCAAGCAAUAUUAAUGAAGUAGGUUCCAGUACUAAUGAAGUGGGCUCCAGUAUUAAUGAAGUAGGUUCCAGUGAUGAAAACAUUCAAGCAGAACUAGGUAGAAGCAGAGGGCUAAAAUUGAAUGCUAUGCUUAGAUUAGGGGUUUUGCAACCUGAGGUCUAUAAACAAAGUUUUCCUGGAAGUAAUGGUAAGCAUCCUGAAAUAAAAAAGCAAGAAUAUGAAGAAGUACUUCAGACUGUUAAUACAGACUUCUCUCCAUGUCUGAUUUCAGAUAACCUAGAACAGCCUAUGAGAAGUAGUCAUGCAUCUCAGGUUUGUUCUGAGACACCUGAUGACCUGUUAGAUGAUGGUGAAAUAAAGGAAGAUACUAGUUUUGCUGAAAAUGACAUUAAGGAAAGUUCUGCUGUUUUUAGCAAAAGCGUCCAGAGAGGAGAGCUUAGCAGGAGUCCUAGCCCUUUCACCCAUACACAUUUGGCUCAGGGUUACCGAAGAGGGGCCAAGAAAUUAGAGUCCUCAGAAGAGAACUUAUCUAGUGAGGAUGAAGAGCUUCCCUGCUUCCAACACUUGUUAUUUGGUAAAGUAAGCAAUAUACCUUCUCAGUCUACUAGGCAUAGCACCGUUGCUACUGAGUGUCUGUCUAAGAACACAGAGGAGAAUUUAUUAUCAUUGAAGAAUAGCUUAAAUGACUACAGUAACCAGGUAAUAUUGGUAAAGGCAUCCCAGGAACAUCACCUUAGUGAGGAAACAAAAUGUUCUGCUAGCUUGUUUUCUUCACAGUGCAGUGAACUGGAAGACUUGACUGCAAAUACAAACACCCAGGAUCGUUUCUUCAUUGGUUCUUCUAAACAAAUGAGGCAUCAGUCUGAAAGCCAGGGAGUUGGUCUGAGUGACAAGGAAUUGGUUUCAGAUGAUGAAGAAAGAGGAACGGACUUGGAAGAAAAUAAUCAAGAAGAGCAAGGCGUGGAUUCAAACUUAGGUGAAGCAGCAUCUGGGUAUGAGAGUGAAACAAGCGUCUCUGAAGACUGCUCAGGGCUAUCCUCUCAGAGUGACAUUUUAACCACUCAGCAGAGGGAUACCAUGCAAGAUAACCUGAUAAAGCUCCAGCAGGAAAUGGCUGAACUAGAAGCUGUGUUAGAACAGCAUGGGAGCCAGCCUUCUAACAGCUACCCUUCCAUCAUAAGUGACUCUUCUGCCCUUGAGGACCUGCGAAAUCCAGAACAAAGCACAUCAGAAAAAGCAGUAUUAACUUCACAGAAAAGUAGUGAAUACCCUAUAAGCCAGAAUCCAGAAGGCCUUUCUGCUGACAAGUUUGAGGUGUCUGCAGAUAGUUCAACCAAUAAAAAUAAAGAACCAGGAGUGGAAAGGUCAUCCCCUUCUAAAUGCCCGUCAUUAGAUGAUAGGUGGUACAUGCACAGUUGCUCUGGGAGUCUUCAGAAUGGAAACUACCCAUCUCAAGAGGAGCUCAUUAAGGUUGUUGAUGUGGAGAAGCAACAGCUGGAAGAGUCUGGGCCACACGAUUUGACGGAACCAUCUUACUUGCCAAGGCAAGAUCUAGAGGGAACCCCUUACCUGGAAUCUGGAAUCAGCCUCUUCUCUGAUGACCCUGAAUCUGAUCCUUCUGAAGACAGAGCCCCAGAGUCAGCUCAUGUUGGCAGCAUACCAUCUUCAACCUCUGCAUUGAAAGUACCCCAAUUGAAAGUUGCAGAAUCUGCCCAGAGUCCAGCUGCUCCUCAGACUACUAAUACUGCUGGGUAUAAUGCGAUGGAAGAAAGUGUGAGCAGGGAAAAGCCAGAAUUGACAGCUUCAACAGAAAGGGUCAACAAAAGAAUGUCCAUGGUGGUGUCUGGCCUGACCCCAGAAGAAUUUAUGCUCGUGUACAAGUUUGCCAGAAAACACCACAUCACUUUAACUAAUCUAAUUACUGAAGAGACUACUCAUGUUGUUAUGAAAACAGAUGCUGAGUUUGUGUGUGAACGGACACUGAAAUAUUUUCUAGGAAUUGCGGGAGGAAAAUGGGUAGUUAGCUAUUUCUGGGUGACCCAGUCUAUUAAAGAAAGAAAAAUGCUGAAUGAGCAUGAUUUUGAAGUCAGAGGAGAUGUGGUCAAUGGAAGAAACCACCAAGGUCCAAAGCGAGCAAGAGAAUCUCAGGACAGAAAGAUCUUCAGGGGGCUAGAAAUCUGUUGCUAUGGGCCCUUCACCAACAUGCCCACAGAUCAACUGGAAUGGAUAGUACAGCUGUGUGGUGCUUCUGUGGUGAAGGAGCUUUCAUCAUUCACCCUUGGCACAGGUGUCCACCCAAUUGUGGUUGUGCAGCCAGAUGCCUGGACAGAGGACAAUGGCUUCCAUGCAAUUGGGCAGAUGUGUGAGGCACCUGUGGUGACCCGAGAGUGGGUGUUGGACAGUGUAGCACUCUACCAGUGCCAGGAGCUGGACACCUACCUGAUACCCCAGAUCCCCCACAGCCACUACUGACUGCAGCCAGCCGCAGAAACAGUGUUUCCCUAUGUUGCCCAGGCUGGUCUCACCUGGGUUCAAGUGAUCCGCCCACCUCAGCCUCCUGAAUAGCUGGGAUUACAAGUGUGAGCCACUGCACCAGGCCUGGAUUCUAAACUGUCAUUUGAGAGUUCACUUCGUUUCCCCACAAUACCUUCUCUGUGCCCCCAUUCCUGUCUCUCUGGUCUCCUGUUCCUGGGGCCUUCGUUUCCAUCAUUCUGUCUCCUGUGUCUAUUUUCUUUUUCUCUAUUUCUGUUCCUCUGUAUCUUUUCUUCUUGGUUUCCAGGCAGCUAGGAUAAUUACUAGACUUUUAAUUAACCCGUGCCCUAACAAAGGUGGGUCUGGCAUGAGAGGCAGCAAUUUAGCAAGUGUCUUGGUUUGUUUUGGGGAUAUGUGGGGAGAGAAAAAUAUGUGUUGGGGCCUAUUAUAAACCAGGCACUAAGACAGACACAUAAUACACUUUAUCUCAUUUCAUCCUUUCAAUCUUGCAAGGUCGGUGUUCUUAGAGACAAAAAGGGUGAGGCUCAGAGAGGUUAAGUUACUUGUGCAAGGGCACCCAGCUAGCAAAUUGUAGUUACCUGACUCCAAAACCUCUGUUCUUCCAUCUCACACCCUGGCACAGGGUCUAACUCAGGGUAAGGGGCUCAUUGAUUCCAGGCUCAAGGGAGGCACGAAGUUGCUGAAGGAGACCACUGUUUUGUUGCUGUCCUCUAGGCAGCGACUGCGUCCCCCCAGAGCCCCCUCCUUCUCUGAGCCCCUUCUGCAGGGUGGCGAAAUCUCACAAAUGCAAGCUUUUGCCCCCGGGGAGGUGGGGAGGCAGUGAUCAAGAAAGAAACCUGACAAACCCAGACCAACCAUGGGGGUCUCCCUCCUGUUAACAGCCCUCCCGGUGGUUCCCCGUCUGCCCCUCCCCUUUAUGGGUCAAGCCUGCUGGCGUCUGUGUCUGUUUCAUUGUGCUGUGGGGGAAGGGGAGAGUCAGGGGUGAGUGGGUGUCUGUGUGCAUGAACAUAAGGCCUCCGGGUCCAUUCUGACACUGAAUGAAAAACUCACCAAUUAUUCGUCCAGUCUUAUUAAUAUGCAGACAGACAUCUGUUAUUUAGGAGUCAACAGCAGAGGCAUUUUCUUGUCGGGAGGGGCACUAGUGUACAUGGUUCUCUUGUCUCUCCGCUGCUAGGGGGUAGCUACUCAGGAAUCAUCCCACACCUCCUGACCUGGAGCCUCCCCUCUCUCUGACCCUCACUCACAGCUUUGAGGACAGCAGGUAAGGGACUGACCAGACAGAGAUGGAGGGAGAUCUGGGAACCUGGCUGGAAGGAAGGAAGCAGGAGAGGAGCUGCCUUGUGUAGAACAAACUGAGAACAAAACGCUAAACCUUUUCCUGGGGAAGAGAAUGUGGAGUUGGGGGAGAGAGCUGUGCCAAGAGUAUCUGCCCCACUGGGAAUCUCAGGGACAUGACCCCUCCCCCCACACCUUCCUCAGCCUGCAGGACAAGUCUGAGUGCAUCUGAAGCAGGGAGAGGGUCACUAUGGCAACAUGAAGUCCUCACCCAGAGACUGCAGAAAAAGUAAUAAGACGAGUUCAGAAACAUGGAGACCAAGGGACCUCAAUCUUUGGAGGAGUCACUAAAGCUCUCUUCAGGCCCCAGGAUAGGUGUGGGAACAAGACAUAACCACCUCCUGCUUUCUGUCUUCUGUCUUCCUCCAGCCUUCAAGUCCCAGCACAAAAUACCCCUCCAAGAAGCCUUUCCCAACUCCCUCAGGCCCAGCUUAGAAGCACUUAAGCCUUGGUGUCUUGGUUGUAAAGAAUAAAAGUUGACAUCAGCUCAGCAACACAA
This is a messenger RNA of Pongo pygmaeus (Bornean orangutan), 7756 nucleotides long. It is a transcript of the gene BRCA1, whose product is annotated as BRCA1 DNA repair associated. Lineage: Eukaryota; Metazoa; Chordata; Mammalia; Primates; Hominidae. Gene Ontology annotation, molecular function: DNA binding; ubiquitin-protein transferase activity; zinc ion binding. The coding region runs from base 310 to 5901 and encodes 1863 amino acids. The record is from RefSeq and is a predicted model, not a curated record. Gene Ontology annotation, biological process: positive regulation of transcription by RNA polymerase II; mitotic G2 DNA damage checkpoint signaling; sex-chromosome dosage compensation. The transcript has 24 exons. Gene Ontology annotation, cellular component: BRCA1-BARD1 complex; BRCA1-A complex; nucleus.